Messenger RNA from Amorphotheca resinae ATCC 22711, 384 nucleotides. RefSeq lists its product as hypothetical. The transcript has a single exon. The record is from RefSeq and is a predicted model, not a curated record. Lineage: Eukaryota; Fungi; Ascomycota; Leotiomycetes; Helotiales; Amorphothecaceae. Bases 172 to 369 code for a protein of 65 amino acids.
ACUAUCGAUAUGGCAGAUUCACGUAUCUUGGCGCUGCGAAGGAGCUAGGACAAUUAUUUCAGUAGAUUCGAAGAUCCCUUGUAAUAUGUAGUACCCGAUUCAUUGAUUGAUUGAUUGAUUGAUUGAGUCGUUACCCCUCCCGCGCGCGUCUAGUUUCUAGGCAUGUGACAUAUGCGGCUCUACCUUGAAAUGGCCCGUGCUCCGCGCUUACAGACCCUGCCCCUCUCUAUCCCCCCCUUCCCCCUCCCCUCUUCUCCUUCCAUCUUCCCAUCCCAUCCCAUCCCAUCCCAUCCCUCCAAACGCACCGCCAAUUUCCCUUUUCCUCCCCCGAAAGAAAAAACUCCACCUUUCCUAGUUACGGUAAGGUAAGGUAGGUAAAAUGUG